CUGUGUUUGUAUGACGCACCUUGUGGAACCUGUUGGUGAAUGACUGCUGGUGUAGUCGGACACAUUUCGAGGUUGAGCUCAUCCUACUUCCGCUUGUCACUUGACGGCCCCGCUGAACGACGGCGUCUCUCCAGCCCUUCAAACUCAGGAGCUGAGUUUUGUGACCAGGCAUCAUGACACUGUUUCACUUUGGGAACUGCUUCGCUCUGGCUUAUUUCCCUUACUUUAUAGCAUACAAGUGCAGUGGCCUUUCAGAGUACAAUGCCUUCUGGAGAUGUGUCCAGGCUGGAGCAACCUACCUGUUUGUCCAGCUCUGUAAGAUGCUGUUUCUCGCUACAUUUUUCCCCACGUGGGAAGGAGGAGCUGGAGUUUACGACUUUGUUGGAGAAUUUAUGAAGGCCACGGUGGACCUAGCCGACCUGUUGGGUCUCCAUCUUGUGAUGUCUCGUAAUGCUGGUAAAGGGGAGUACAAGAUCAUGGUGGCUGCCAUGGGCUGGGCAACCGCUGAACUUGUGAUGUCCAGGUGUCUUCCUCUUUGGGUUGGAGCCAGAGGGAUUGAGUUUGACUGGAAGUACAUCCAGAUGAGUUUUGACUCUAACAUUAGUUUGAUCCAUUACAUCGGCAUGGCAGCAGUUGUGUGGAUGUUCACACGAUAUGACCUUCCUAAGAGCUUCAGGCUUCCUGUUACUGUGCUGCUGACUCUCUGCGUCUACAAGUCCUUCUUAAUGGAGUUGUUCGUCCAUGUCUUCCUGUUGGGCAGUUGGACGGUGUUGUUGGUGAAAGCCGUGCUGACUGGUGGCAUCUCUCUCUGCUCACUGUUUCUCUUCGUCACUCUGGUCCACAGCAACUAAGCACAAACCAUUAGUCUGAGUUAAACCUGCAACAAUCCCUGUGGUCCAGACUGGACCUCGGUUGUCAUAAAUCUGCAGCUGAUUCCUGAUACCUUUUCAGUCUGAGUAUCACCAUACAACACCAAAGACUACUAAAAGUGCUUUUUUUUUAUUAAUCUGGACUGAUCUGAUGUUAAAACGAGGCUAAUCUACCAACUGGUAAGAAAACAACUUCUUCCAGUUAGUUUUAAUCGCCUGAACAGAUCAUUGAUUGUGGAGAUGCACUGAAGCUUCGUUUGCUCUCAGUCCUCCAGUUAAAGCUGCAGUUUGAGUGGUGACACCGGGAAACAUCUUAAUGUGAUUGGCUAAGAACUCUGUGUAGGUUUUGUUAAAAGUUGAAUUUCAUAAAUAUCUUUUUUUUUUUCUAUGUGUUAAUGGGAUAAUAAUGUGAAUUUUAAAAUGAAUGACCUGAUACUUGAUAGUUCAUUGUGUGCCCACCCAUUUAUCAAUUUAUUUAUAUUCUAGUCAAGUUAAAACUUAACGGUAGCAAGAUAUCUUUUUCACUUUUUUUUAAAUCAUUUGUAUUAAAGAUUUAACUAAAAAAACAUGCCGACUGUCAAGUCAUGUCAGCAUUCUGACCACAUGGUGAAUUUUAAGCAUCUGAGAUUUUGACAUUAAAAUAAUAACAACUCAA
Pungitius pungitius (ninespine stickleback) is the source of this 1524-nucleotide messenger RNA. It is a transcript of the gene tmem147, whose product is annotated as transmembrane protein 147. Bases 174 to 851 code for a protein of 225 amino acids. The record is from RefSeq and is a predicted model, not a curated record. The transcript has 8 exons. NCBI's taxonomy places the organism in Eukaryota, Metazoa, Chordata, Actinopteri, Perciformes, Gasterosteidae.